Molecule: messenger RNA, 4510 nt
Organism: Prorocentrum cordatum
Lineage: Eukaryota; Dinophyceae; Prorocentrales; Prorocentraceae
Source: the annotation of a GenBank genome assembly
GCAUCAUGUUCACCAGCCACCACAAGACUGGGACUGUCCUCAGCCUGGAGCUCGAGGUCUGCUUCGUGGGAGGCCGCAACGCCAGCAGCGACAUGCGCACGAUGGCCAGGCGGUGCAAGGAGUCUCGAACACUAGACGACCUGAACUGGAACGGAUUCGUGCCUCCGGACACGGGACCCGGGCGCUCGUGCGGACUCCGCGGGAGCUGGUGCGCUCCGCGUACCUCUACCACAGGAAGGUGCCCGCCGUCGAGGCGUGGCUGCUGCGGCCCGCGGAGGAGAUCAUGGGCGAGGCCGCGCCAGGCAAUCCCUUCCUCCCCGGCGAGACGUACCACGACUACCUGCUCCGGGCGUUCAGCGGGCUGUUGAAGGGGCAGCCUGGCAGGCGCGGACAGGAGCACCUGCACGGGCAUCCGUCAUGCACGCCAGCCUGCCCCGAGCCCGGGCACACCCGGCCUGGGGUGGCCCUCUCGCUCGUGCUCGGCCUGGUCGGGUCGCAGUGCUUCGCAAGGUCCUCGUCUGGACAGGACGACGACGUGCCCGCGGAGAGACCCAGUCGGUGGUCCAUGGCAGCAUCGCGGACGGCGAAGGCCCUGGAGAACCUGCGGGUGGGCGUACGGGUCCUCGGCCACUACGAUCAAGAGGACAACUACUGGCAUGAAUGCAGUUUGGUCAGCAGAGUCACUGCGGCCAAAUGGGUGGUGGUCACUCCACACAGUGACAUCUACGAGGGAGAUUCUGCAAACGCCCUGGACCUCUGUCAGGUCGGCCCCCUUGGAGGCUUGUCCACGAAGCUCUUGGGCCACAUCCUCAGCACAGACAUCGUCCGCUUCAAGAGACACCAAGGGAGGCUGCUCAGCGAGGGCAAGCAGCUCGCUAGCGAGAUCUGCCAACAGGAGGGUCUCCCCGAGGAGCCACAAGGGGCGCCCGCGCCUCCGCCUGCACUCGAUGGUGGUCUGGAGGAUCGCGCUGACGCAGGUGAUGUUCCUCGCUGGGUUGUCUUGGAGGCUUGCGCUGGCUACCGACCAAGUGACGGGCUUCAAGCAGGCACCGUGCCCGGCGCCAUUGCCGGGGAUGGGGGCAUCUGCGAGCCUGCCGACGGGUUCAAGCUGGCAGUCGCGAAGGCCGAUACCUACGAGGGCACGCCCACCGCCUGGCAGGACCGCCAAGCUGCAGAGCAGACUCUUCGAACCCUCCUCGUCAAGUACGGUGGCGGCGGCAACGGGGUCAGAGUCUUCGCUGAGUCAGGGGGCACCACGACCUCCAACUCGCAGCUGGACUCCCCUGGCUGCGGGCCGCGGUCUACCUUGUGGGUGGUGCAGCAGCGGGCGUACUUCGCAGUGCUGGGGGGUCGGCUUUGCUCGACGAGCGCACGAUCCUCUUGGGACAAGAGCGUGGGCGUGAAGGAGUUGUGGGUCGUACUGCACUGCGUAGCGGGGUGGCAGCCCGCCUUCAGGAGGGAGCAGCAGUACUCAAAGGGCGCCGCAAAGGACGUGAAGAAAAGAGUCUUGCUCGAGGAUCAGUGGAUUCUCAACGGCGUCGCCUCCCUCAACGAGCUGGGCGGGCAGGGGCGCCAUGUGCCCACCUCCGCCCCGCUGACGGCGGCCCAGCGUGCUGCAGUGAGGCGGCUGGCCACGACCUACGGCAAGUGGUCGCCGCCCGUUGAUCGCCCUAGUCCCCAUGAAGCGUGGGCGACGCUACAGGGUCUCAGGCCUGGCUACUCUGAAGUCGAGGCCUCCGGUUCUCGAGCAGUCUACCAGCGGGGAAACAUCUCUCUCCCCAAGAUCGGUGCGGGUAAGGUGGCUCUUAUGGAGGUCCUCCCGACUGACCUGCAGACCAAGCUGGAGACUGGGCGCGGGCUGUUGCGAUCCCCAGAGGAGGCAGCAGCGCUAAUUCGUGAUGCAGGUGCUCCUCGUGCCAUGGACCCGAAGCUUGGGCGGCUCGGCUACGACUGCGGCCGCGCUCUGGGGGAGCUCUGCACCUCGGGGGUGAUCGAGACCAGCUCGGAGUCGGUUUUGGAGGAAGCUGGCAUGUUUUUUGUGGCUCGCAAGGACAAGCGGUUGCGUCUCAUCUGCGACGCCAGGACGCCUAACAUGCACUUUACCACUCCAGAGCACACGGCACUCGCGACGGGUGAGGCCUUGUCCUCGCUGGAGGCGUCGGGAGUCAAUAUGUUUGGCAUGAGUUCUGGAGACGUCGACUGCUGUUUCUAUCAAUAUGCAUUGCCGCCCUGGUGUAGGCGCUACUUCAACCCCCCGCUGAUUGAGAGUCGCUUCCUGCCGCCGGAGGUUCGGAGCGCCUGCGGAUUGACGUUGAUGAGCGGCCAGGUACGCUUUCGAUUCAAGGUGGUGCCCAUGGGCUGGAGCUGGGCGGUGCACUUUAUUCAAGAAACACACCUUCACCUCGUCAAGUCAGUCUUGCCAUCUCAGCCAUGGUGCUUGGACAAGUGCCCCGGCAUUGACUUGAACCUGGAGGAUGCCAAGGCCCUGUACAUAGACAACUUUGCCGUGCUGUCCCAGUCGCCCUCCCGUGCCGCCACCGCCGUCGCCGACAUGCAGGCGGCGCUCGCGGCCAAGGGCGUGGUCUCCGAGCUAGACCCUGCUCCGGCCGAGCGCGGCGAGCUGCUGGGAUGCGAGCUCGACCUGCAGACGGGCUGCUGGUGCGUGCUGGGUCGCCGGCUCUGGCGGGUCUACGGCGCCCUGGAGUAUGUUCUCACGGGGCGGGCCAAGGUAGUCACUUGCUUCGACGCGUCUCCUUGGGGCUACGGGAUCGUGGAGACCGAGUGGGGCCUGAAGGAUGUGCAGCGCGUCGGCAGGGUCUCCGAGCGCGCACGGUUCCGUGGCAGGACGCUGGAGCAGGAAAUAGCGCGGGCGCCAGAGCCCGCCCUCUUGCUGGCCGGGCGCUCGGCAGGCUUCCCGGAGGUCGACUGCGGCAAGAUGCAUGCCCAGCCCUGGCGCGUAGUAGGCUGCGGCCGCUGGAAGCGCAAGGAGGCCAUCCACGGGCUCGAGGGGGCCGCUCUGACAUGGGCCGUCCGCCGGGCGGCCAGGGACUCACGGGAGCACUGUUCGCGCCGACUCUUUCUUGGCGAUAACAUGUCUCUCGCCCUCGCUGCCGCCAAAGGCCGUGCGGCUAAUCAUCGUCUCCUGGGAGUCUGUCGUGUCCUCUUCGCUGUGGGGGUCGCCGCAGACCUGAAGGUUCAGGUGAGCCUCGGGGCCCCGGGAGCGUGCGUGGAGGUGGCGAUGCUCCAGGCGGUGCCGCCCACGCCGAUGGCCUUGGCGAGCUGCCGCUCCGGCCCUCGCGCGCCGAGCGAGCGCAGGAGCCGCUCGCCUUGCCAUCCGGGCAACCGAUGCCGGGGCAAGCCGAGGCAGGCCGUGGUGCCGGUGCUGGGCGAGCCCGAGAGCAGGCCAGACUUGGCUGGGCGGCGCGCAAAGCUUGGCCUCAGUCACUUGGAGAGCGACUUCAUCCAGAAGAGGCGCCAGUUGCGCCCGCGCCAGACCCGGCUUGCUUCGGCCAAGUGCAGGCCUCGCACGCAGGGGCCCUACCUCGGGAUGAUCCUCGGCUUGGUACGCUGGCUGAAUAUGGCCUUCCUCCUGGACUGGUCGCACCUCACGUGGGACGAGACGCUGGGAGAGUACGCCGAGUCGAUCUACGACCGCGGGGUCCCCAAGGCGUCAUCUCAGCGGCUGGCCCCGGCGCUGCGCUGGGCGUUGCCCGCCCUCCGCCGGGGCGGGAUCCGCGAGGUCUUCCCCCUGACGCACCAGACGCUGAAGGGCUGGAACGCCCUGGACCCGUCCAAAUCCAGACCGCCCGUCCCGUUCUUGGUGGUGCUGGCGGUGGCCUGCGGGCGGUGCCGGGCGGGGGAGCCACUCAGUGGCUUGGCCGUUCUCACCAGGUUCGAGACCUACAUGCGCCCGUCAAGAGUGCUGGAUUUGCGAGCAAGGCAGGUAGUCCUGCCGCUGCCAAGGGAAGGAGGUGCACCGAUCUUCUUGACGGUCGCGGUGUGGGCCUCAGUGUACGAGAUACCAACCAAGACCCGCGAGUACGACCUUUCAGUUCGGCUCGACCUGCCCAGGCAACAGUUGAUGGUGAACCCGAUCUUCCUUGUGCGAGCCCUUCGGGAACCCGUCCACGCCUUCCUGGUCUUGGGCUACAACCAUCUGGCGAAGGACUUCCAGAACGCGACCCCUGCUCUGAGCGUGUGCUUACUCAAGGCCACCCCUUGCUCCCUCCAGCAUGGAGGGGCCAGCCACGACCAGAGCACGAGCGACAGAGACUCAGGCACCGUGCAGCAGCGAGGAGGGUGGAAGGCGUUCAUGUCCGUGCUGCGCUACGAGAAGCACGGACGCCUGCUGCUGGAACUGCGCAAGCUCAGCGACCUGCAGCGCGAAACCCUCCGAGCAGCAAGCAGGGACUUCGUGGGCGUCUUCAACAGGUCCUUGGAGCUGCAUUUCGGAGCGCCCCCCAUCAAACAAGGGUGUGCAUCGAAGUCUUCUCAGGAUGUGGAGCUCUGA